This is a messenger RNA of Nakaseomyces glabratus, 888 nucleotides long. It is a transcript of the gene YJU2, whose product is annotated as mRNA splicing protein YJU2. NCBI's taxonomy places the organism in Eukaryota, Fungi, Ascomycota, Saccharomycetes, Saccharomycetales, Saccharomycetaceae. Gene Ontology annotation, cellular component: U2-type catalytic step 1 spliceosome. Gene Ontology annotation, biological process: mRNA splicing, via spliceosome. The record is from RefSeq and is a predicted model, not a curated record.
AUGUCAGAGAGGAAAGCCAUAAACAAAUACUAUCCACCGGACUAUGAUCCAGUAGAGGCUGAGCGUAUUGCCCGGUCUAUGAGCAAAAAACUCAAGAACGCCAAUAAAUCAGAAAGCACUAUCAGACUUAUGACACCGUUCAGCAUGCGGUGCACCAAGUGCGAUGAGUACAUAUCGAAGAGUCGGAAGUUCAACGGUAAGAAGAAGACGCUGGAUGAGAAGUACCUGGACUCCAUCAAGAUAUACAGGUUUACCAUACGAUGUCCACAGUGUGCUAAUCCGAUCUCCUUCAGGACCGACCCUAAGAGUGCGGACUACGUGAUGGAGUCCGGUGGUGUAAGGAAUUACGUAAAACGACAAGAGGAAGAGAAGAAGGCACAGGACGAGACCUUGGAAGAAACUUUAAAGCGGCUGGCCAAGGAAAAGGAAGAAGAAGAAGAAUUGAAACAGAACAAGGGCAAAUCAGAAGAUAAGUCUAAGGACAAAAUGGCAUUACUCGAAGAAAAACUAGCUAAGUUGCAACAACAACAGAAGGAUGUCAAGGAUCUAGAACAGAUGAUUCAAAAUAAUAAAGCAAAAUAUGAAACUUCGAACAUGCUAGGUAAGAUAAGCAAACCGAAAAAUAACGCAAAGCUAGAGCAACAAAAUCUAGAUGCAAUUGCGGAAUCUGCGUUUGCCAAAUUUAGGAGCCAUAAUUCGAUAAGUACGAAUGACGACAAAUCUGAAACGACAGCGGUCCAAAACACUGAUACAUUCUCACAAUUACAAUCACGAUCAAAUUUGCCAGAGUUGAAAAAUACAUCUAUGGAAGCAAAACAAAAGCCAACGAAGAUCAAACUCAAAGUGAAAAGGAAUACACUAGGGAUAGUCAAGAGACAACGAAAGUGA